Diaporthe batatas is the source of this 4523-nucleotide messenger RNA. RefSeq lists its product as uncharacterized. Gene Ontology annotation, molecular function: protein binding. The record is from RefSeq and is a predicted model, not a curated record. NCBI's taxonomy places the organism in Eukaryota, Fungi, Ascomycota, Sordariomycetes, Diaporthales, Diaporthaceae. The transcript is spliced from 4 exons. The coding region runs from base 204 to 4523 and encodes 1439 amino acids.
UUGAGCAAAUAGCCAAAUCUCAGGGAAUGCCCAGAGACGUACGUGUUUUGCUGGCACAUUCCAUUCUCCACACAGCACUUUUGCACAAGAUUAUCACCCAAGCUUCAAGUUGAGCACAAAUAUUCAACUCUUGUAAUAGAGAUAUCUAAAGAUUCGAUAAUCCAUCACCGCGGAGCUCUGACACAGCGUUUCGACUUUCCACAAUGGCGGCGCCCAAACGCAAGAGGGAUUUCUCGGAGUUCCUCAACGAGUCGGGAGAUCUAGCAGACACCUUAUCUAUACCUCAGGCCCUUGACCUACUCUUCGACAAGAUCCUUCAUCAGCUGGCUACCAGCAGCCUCUUCAGCAAUUCUGAUCACGCACCAAACAUAUUUAUCGUCUACGCACACGAUAACGAGGAGCAAGGCGACGCCCAUGAUGCUUGUGUUCGAACGAUGAUAUCGUGGUUGAAAAAGAUCAAUGCUCAGAUCCUCUCAGAUCAGUCGCCGAUGCCUCUACAUCGCCCUAGAAUCGAAGGCACUGGCGCCGUCCACAACAUUCUUCAGAACCAAAUUUGUCUACUACCAGCUAAGGAUAACGACACUGUAACACCGACAGCAACUAGCGUUGAUAAGGUCAUCGUGUGUGGCUCCGAGGUCCUCGAGCGGUACUACGGAAUGCCGUCAGCCCUGGCUUUUAUCAAAGAUGUCGUCCAAAUCUGCGUCGAUGGCGCCGACCAGUCGAAAAUCAGAGAUCGCGUUGAGGCCGAAUGUGGCAAACCCGGGUUUCAUCACAUUUUAACAGAGCUUGCAUUCCUGGAAUUCAGAGAAUUCCAUUCAUCCAAAAAGCAUAGCAUGGUUCCUGUUAUGCUAAGCCAAGUGGCAGACGUGGCCCCCAUGCAAUACUUGCCAAUCUUUGAUAGCACUGAUGUCAAGCUGAAGCUCAAGUCCCCGGCGGCUAGUGAUCUACACAAGCUGUUCUUCAAGCUACUGGUGCAGCUUUUUCCAACCGACGGAGAUUUCAUCGAGCCUUUUCAACAAUGCUAUGAGUCCACCAGCAAAAGGCUCAAUCAAGAAGGCGAGCUAACUCGGGAAUGUUUUAACAACAUCGUGAACCGGAGCAUUUCAGACGCAUAUCAGACAUACUGGGCCCGCUUUUGCGUUGCCGUGAGAAACGGCAAGCUUCAAGCGUACACUGGCAAGCUCGGCCAUGAUGUGGCAGCCCUCAGACGGAUACAGGACGUGCAGACAACACACAAGAUACUGAAGUGGGUGUCCCCUGUUCCGGCCCUUGAGAGGCACGGAAAGUUCCACAAUAAGGGGACGAAUCGGUUGGAGGGCACCUGCAACUGGAUCAUCCAAGACAGAAAGUUCCUCCAAUGGUACGAGUCUGAAGGCUCUGAGCUCCUUGUACUCUGUGGUAGUAUCGGGACAGGCAAAACUUAUUGUACAUCGCGCGUGAUCGAUUGGGUUCAAGAGGGCCUGUCAACAAACCAACACUCUGAAGGAUUCGCUUACUUCUAUUGCAACAAACAAGACAAUGCAUCAGAUGAUCCGUGCUGGAUCUUGCGGAAUAUCAUACGGCAAUUAGCCGCGGGGCCAUGGGCGAGAACGUCACCCGGUGAAAUCAACACCGUCCACAAAGCCGUGUACCAACUGUGGGAGGCCGCUAAUGGACCGGAGGGGAUAAUCUCAACUUUUUCCCAGUGGGAAGAAUGUCUUGCGGCGCUGAUCAACACAUACCCAAGAACAACAAUUGUACUGGAUGCACUCGACGAGUGCGGAGAGGUCGAACAGAAGGCCUUGAUCCAACUGUUAGUCAAUCUUGCGUCUCCAAAAUCAAUGUGCAAGCCAGUCAAGAUCUUUGUGUCAACAAGACCUGAGGUACUCCACAAGCAACAUCUCGACAAGUAUCCGGCGAUCCAGAUGGAGAAAAAUCAACAUGCGGACGACAUAGCGCUUUUCGUGCGAACAAAAAUCACAGAUCAUCAUAGGUGGUCUAAAAUGACCACGGAGCUCCAGAACAAUAUUGCGGACACUCUUCUCGAGAAAAGCGGAGAUAUGUUUCUUUUCGCCUCGCUCCAAAUCCAGCAGUUGUUGCGUUGUGACACCGAGCCUGAUCUACGGGAAUGCCUUGCCGAGCUUCCAAAAUCUCUGGAGGAGACUUACGAAGAGCUAUAUCGACAAGCGACGGCGCGAGGGACUGAUCGGAAGAAACUUCUUGACCGAGCCCUUCGUUGGGUACUGUGCGCUGCGAGGCCCCUGACUACGGAUGAGUUGUUAUUUGCGAUCUCUCAAGACUUCGAAUCCCAUAGUCUGGUUCCCACACGCUGGGACUUGGAUGAAGAAUGGUUGUCGAAUCUGUGUCACGAUUUCUUGAGCCUGGAUUGCAGUCGCGACAAGGGCGGUAUGUUUUCCGAUGAAGAGCUUUCCGAUGAAGAGCUUUCCGAUGAAGAGCUUUCCGAUGAAGAGCUUUCCGAUGAAGAGCUUACCGAUGAAGAGAUUUCCAAUGAUCUGAAGGACGGUGCUUCCAUGUGGCGGCUGGCGCAUCAAGCAGUCGCAGAAUUCCUGGAAAAAAGCGACUGGUGCAACCACGGCCGCGCGAACUAUCAGGCUGGGGCAAUUUGCCUAACGAUAAUGCUUGAUACCUUCGGUGAAAGUCGAUCUGACGAAAAAUGUGGCACACGCGACAAUUUUCGGAGUCUUGAGGGCCUUCAGUGUCCUUGUGGAGCACCGUUGGAUGCGGAAGAAUCAAUUCACGAUCAACUCACGGAGCCUCUAGCAGAGUAUGCGAGUCAUGCCUGGCCGAUACAUUUACGCGCACUGAAGUCUCACGAGGCCAACGGCUCCGAUUGUCUUUCUCGAGCACUACAGAAGUUCUUGGGAGAAUCAAGAGCAACGAGCCUAGCCUAUGAAAAAUGGCCGCUGUCGUGGUCGCUUACUGCACUAGCGUGUGCCCACAACGAGACAAAGAUCCUUGAGCGUCUUUUGAAGAACGGAGCUGAACGAAACACUCAUCUUCUUAGCACUACGAAAGAUGACGAGGUGCCACCCAUUAUCGCCGCAGCGAUAGACGACUCAAAGGAAGCAGCGGAAGUCGUGCUUAAGAGUGGCGCUGAAAUUUGCUCAGCGUUCACGAGACACCACGGGCAUGUUUUGCUUUUCGCAAUCAAAUCCAAGUCUUUGAAGGUCCUUCGACUGCUGCUGGAUCAUAUUCGAAGUGCUACUUCUGACCAAGCCUGGACCGAGACAAACAGAGGUCUGUCUGAAGUCAGCAUCUACGAUUUCCAAUCAGAAGACACGAUCAGAGUGAUGCUUGAAGCAGACGUGAAGGUAGAUACGCCUCUAAAAGAUGGGACUAUAUUGACGGCGGCUUUACAUUACGGAUGGAAAGACUUAGUUGUCCAGUUAUUGGAACAGGGUGCAGAUGUGAACAUGCGAUUUAAGGAUUUGAGAACCGGCAGAUCUGCCGUCUAUGAUGAUGCCGUUGAAGCCUCCCUAAGCCACUUAUCUGCUGCAAGGAGGGACCAACUCGAUUCGUUUGUUUGUCUACUUAUUGACAAGCCCCAGACGCGCGUCAGAGCCAGGCACGUAGGAGAAGUAUGCACGUUCGACAGACACGAGUUGGUAUUAAAGAAACUGCUUGAGCAUGAUCCGGCACCCGACCUCAACGAGACGUACACUCUGUACGGCGACACCACCUCUGCCUUGAUCGAAGCUGUCAUUUCGGGUAGUGAGAAAGACACUCAGCUGCUAAUUGAGCAUAACGCCGAUGUGAACCUGCAGGUGGGAGGGUGCUACGGUGACGCUAUUGGUGCUGCUUUCUGGACAAUUCUGAACUGGAAUUACAAUACUCCAUAUCCGGCUGAUUCAAUUAUCAAAGCGCUCGAACAAGCAGGUGCUAAUCUCGACAACUUGACGGGCAAGCGCCUCAACAUCGCGCUUGCUGCUGCUGCGCACGCCGGCCUGAAUGACGCAGCUCAAGAAUAUCUCGAGCGCGGCGCAAAUCCGAAUGCAAUUUUUGACCACGAAUACACCACUGCACUCGGUGCAGCUGCAGCCUCGGUCCACCCCCGCGCACCGGACAUUAUUGGCAUGCUUCUACAGCGCGGCGCUAAUGCCAAUAUCUACUUCCCGACACCCAGCAACGGCUGGUCAAUUUACAACAGACUUGCACUUGAUUUUCCUCUACAGACAGUAUUAAAAGGCGCACACGGGGAUGAGGCCGAGAUUGACUACAUGAAACGCCUGGAUACUUGCCUCCGUUCAGCCGAAAUCCUCGUGUCAGAGGGCGCCAUCUGGGACAUUGACUUCGCACAAUGGAGGGAAUGUCUCGAAAAGAAAGCACCUGUGUUCUCCCGGCAGAACGUCAAGUCUCUGAAUCAACUACAGCAGAAACUGAUUGAAAAUCGACAAACCUUCUUCCAGAGAGACCAGGAAGCAGUAAACAAUGAAGAUUGGGAGAUCAAAGACGCCAAGCCUGACGAAUAUGAUUGGAGAAGAUCUAUUCUGCGUGUGAUGCACGAAAUCUUGCGUGACAGCUGA